Molecule: messenger RNA, 1672 nt
Organism: Asparagus officinalis (garden asparagus)
Lineage: Eukaryota; Viridiplantae; Streptophyta; Magnoliopsida; Asparagales; Asparagaceae
Product: probable serine/threonine-protein phosphatase 2A regulatory subunit B'' subunit TON2
Exons: 12
Coding region: 163-1425 (420 amino acids)
Biological process (GO): cortical cytoskeleton organization; microtubule cytoskeleton organization; regulation of dephosphorylation
Cellular component (GO): centrosome; spindle
Molecular function (GO): calcium ion binding
Source: RefSeq, a predicted model, not a curated record
AGGAUGGCGCCCAGAAGAAGAUCCCGUCGGCGUCGUCGAUGCCUUGGGUUCGGAACCUCCGCAGGUUCAUCGGAUCCGGCAAUGGCCUUGGAUCCGAAACCCUAAUGGAGCUUGAAACAAAAAGGAUUUUGCUUGAUAUUUUCAAAGAGCGACAACAAAAGAAUGCUGAAGGGGGCUCAAUCCCAACCUUCUACAAAAAGGCAUGCAGCAGAGUUGAUUUCUUGGAAGCCUGAAGAGGGGUCAAUCAGUCACAGGGUGCAAAGGUUGGCAAAGUACAGGUUCCUCAAGAAGCAAUCAGAACUUCUAUUGAAUGCUGAUGAUCUAGAUUCCAUGUGGGUUUGCUUGAGGGAGAAUUGUGUCAUUGAUGACGCAACUGGUGCUGAGAAGAUGAACUACGAAGAUUUUUGUCACAUUGCAUCUGUCUGCACAGAGCAAAUUGGUCCAAAAUGUCGACGUUUUUUCAGUCCUUCAAAUUUUAUGAAGUUUGAGAAAGAUGAAUCAGGAAGAAUAGCUAUUUUACCGUUCUAUCUCUAUGUGAUGAGAACGGUAUCACUUACACAAGCUAGAAUCGAUAUGAGUGAACUUGAUGAGGAUUCUGAUGGCUUCCUUCAGCCUCAUGAAAUGGAAGCCUAUAUUAGAGGCCUCAUUCCGAAUCUUGCGCAACUCCGUGAUAUGCCUGCAGCCUUUAUUAAUAUGUACUGUCGGAUAGCUGCACAUAAGUUCUUUUUCUUCUGUGAUCCUCACAGGAGAGGGAAAGCAUGCAUAAAAAAGGUUCUGCUGAGCAACUGCCUCCAGGAGCUUAUGGAACUGCAUCAGGAAAGUGAGGAAGAAGUUACAGAUACAGAGCAGGCGGAAAAUUGGUUUUCUUUGACUUCUGCCCAGCGAAUAUGCGAUAUGUUUCUUGCAUUGGAUAAGGAUAUGAAUGGGACCUUAAGCAAGCAAGAGCUGAAGGAAUAUGCAGAUGGGACGCUGACAGAAAUAUUCAUCGAGAGGGCAUUUGAUGAGCACGUACGGCGUAGUAAAACUGGAGGAGGAAAUAGUCGGGAGAUGGAUUUUGAAAGCUUUCUCGACUUUGUGUUGGCUCUGGAGAACAAAGACACCCCUGAAGGAUUGACCUACUUAUUUCGAUGUCUUGAUCUUCAUGGAAGGGGUUUCCUUACAACAGCUGAUAUUCAUACCCUUUUCAGGGAUGUACACCAGAAAUGGAUUGAGGGAGGAAAUUAUGAGCUGUGCAUUGAAGACGUGAGGGAUGAAAUCUGGGAUAUGGUCAAACCAGUUGACCCUCUCAAGAUAACCCUAGCUGACCUUCUAGCCUGCAAGCAGGGCGGCACUGUUGCCAGUAUGCUAAUCGACGUGCGUGGAUUCUGGGCCCACGACAAUAGAGAAAAUCUAUUACAGGAGGAGGAGGAACCUGAAGAAGAGUGAUUGCCUUGUGAUUUUACUUACUGUUGUGUUAUAACAUUAGAAAACGUAACGCAGACGGAGACGUGUUAAAAAAUUUGUUUAUAUUCGCGGUUUGUGUUUGUUUCUCCUUUGUUGUAUGUUAUUCUUCCGCUUUGCCUAAUCUGCGAAAAGUGGCUAAUACUCUACUGCCAUUGUAAUCAAAAUUAUGUGUACCGUUUAAAUUCUCUGUUGAUGCUGAGUAAUAUCUUGUUGUUAUCUUUUUGCGGAA